AUGAUUGAUACCCUGUCCGUUAUCAGCAAGGGCGGGGUCGUGUUGUGGGAGCGGAGCUCCGACGACGCCGGGCGGCGACUGACAGUGAACCGCGUGAUUCAGGAGGUCCUGCUGGAGGACCGCGCGGGGGUGCCGGAGGUGACUCUCGGCGACCACAAAGUCUCUUGGGCACUGGACAACGACGCCCGCUUCUUCCUGGUCUGCGUGUACCCCAAGUUCCUCGCCUACCCGCACAUGGGCGCCUUUUUGCGGGACCUUGCGCGGACCUUUGCCAGGAAGUACGGCCGCAUCCAAGAUGGGGAGCUGUUCGCCGACUACGACUUGUCCGCGGAGUUUGCGGCUGCCGUGGCAGGCCUGGACGUCGGCGGAGGCAGGCCCGGUGUGGGUAUCACAGAGGACGCCGCUCCCCACAGUCACAGUGACGCGCAGGAGGAGGGACCAACGACAACGGCGGCAGCAACCGACGAGGAGGAGGAGGACAACGACGACGUGGAGGAGGCGGUGGUGGCACAGCGCGGCAGCGACCGGAUUAUGACGAAGAGCGGCCACGUCAUUGGGCGGAAGGGGCAGAAGCUGUCCGUUGGCAGCGCCAGCAAGCAAGCUGCCGCAAAGAAGGUGCAAAAGAAAGGUAAACCCGUGAAGCAGGCAACGCGCUGGGAGGAGCCCGCGCUAGACCCCGCUCUCAGCGCUCAGGAGAGGACCCCGACACAGGAAGAGUUGGUGGCGCAGACGGAGGCGCAGCGUACCGUGUUUAUUAGGCGACUUCCAAACGGUAGCGCCGCGCCGGUGCGGGAGACGGAGUGGGAGAACCAGCCACGCGGGCGCCUGGCAAGCUGGCUCCGCGCCUAUGUCGGGCGCCGGGAGCUGGACAGGCAGGACUUCCAACGCGUGGUCCCCAGCCUGCGGGAGAAGUUGAUUGCCAAGAACGUCGCUGUGGAGGUGGCGGAGCACGUCUGCAAGUCCGUCGAGGCCUCGCUGGCGGGGACGAAGCUGGGGACCUUUGACUCGCUCCACCAGUCAAUUGAGGCCGCCAUGACGUCGGCGCUGCGCCGCAUCCUGCAGCCAAAGCAUGAGGUGAAUAUUCUCCGCGCCGUGGCCUCGGCGCAGUCCCGCAAGAAGCCUUACUCCAUCGUUCUUUGCGGCGUCAACGGGGUGGGGAAGUCGACAACGCUGGCGAAGAUCGCCUACUGGCUGCAGCAAAACGGCCACAGCAUCAUGAUCGCCGCCGGCGACACCUUCCGCCACGGGGCUGUGGAGCAGCUGGAGGUCCACGGCCGCUGCCUGGGGGUACCGGUGUUUCAGAUGGGCUACGGCACCGAUCCCUCCGCGGUUGCCGCCGCCGCCAUUGCGCAGGCCGCCCGUCAGAAGUACGACGUGGUGAUGAUUGACACGGCGGGUAGGAUGCAGGACCACGAGUCACGCAUGCGGGCCCUUGCGAAGCUGAUCCACGAAACCCAGCCGGACCUUGUCCUUUUCGUGGGGGAGGCCUUGGUGGGCAACAGCGGCGUGGACCAGCUGCGACGGUUCAACCAGUGCCUGGUGGACUUUGCCCCCGUUGGCACGGCCCCGCGCUGCAUUGACGGCAUCGUCCUCACAAAGUUCGACACCAUCGACGACAAGGUUGGCGCGGCUCUCUCGAUGGUCUACGAGCUCGGCCAGCCCAUUGUUUUUGUCGGCUCCGGCCAGACGUACCAGGACCUGAAGGUCAUGCAGCCGGACGUCGUCGUCAGCGCACUGAUGGAGUAG
Trypanosoma rangeli is the source of this 1746-nucleotide messenger RNA. Its product is annotated as putative signal recognition particle receptor like protein. The record is from RefSeq and is a predicted model, not a curated record. Gene Ontology annotation, cellular component: endoplasmic reticulum membrane. The transcript has a single exon. Gene Ontology annotation, molecular function: GTP binding; GTPase activity; signal recognition particle binding. The coding region runs from base 1 to 1746 and encodes 581 amino acids. Gene Ontology annotation, biological process: SRP-dependent cotranslational protein targeting to membrane. Lineage: Eukaryota; Euglenozoa; Kinetoplastea; Trypanosomatida; Trypanosomatidae.